AUUUCCGGGCCUUGGCGCCGCACCUCGCAAAAGACAGCCUGCGGGGCUUUCCACUGGAACGAUGGCUACCUACAGCCUGGCGAACGAGCGGCUGCGCGCCCUGGAGGACAUCGAGCGCGAAAUCGGCGCCAUCCUCCAGAACGCAGGAACAGCAAUCCUGGAACUGUCCAAGGAAAAAACGAACGAGCGUCUCCUAGACCGGCAGGCGGCAGCCUUCACCGCUUCUGUGCAGCACGUGGAGGCAGAGCUGUCCGCUCAGAUCCGCUACCUCACCCAGGUGGCCACAGGGCAGCCGCAUGAGGGCUCCAGCUAUUCUUCCAGGAAGGACUGUCAAAUGGCUCUCAAGCGAGUAGAUUACGCCCGCCUCAAGAUCAGUGAUGUGGCAAGAACCUGUGAACAGAUGCUGGAGAACUAAGUCAGGAUGAUCCAGAGUGUGAACUGCACCUUGGGACAGAACCCAGAGACCGGUAGGAUGGGGAACAGAGUAAUAUCUACAUGCCCUACUGGUUCAGGGCAGAUGAGGACCACGAGUCCGAAAGCAGAACUGGAGACUCCAAAGCCCAAGUGUACACACAGAUUUCUUCUGGCUCCUCCAGCAAGACAGCCCUGUUUUCCACUGUGCAAGCUGAGACAGGAGUCAGAGGUCAACUUCCAACCCACUUCCUCGUGUGCACCCUUCCCUGGCAUUUCAGAAGACUUGGCCCAAUAAAAAUAAAUGUAUUCUUAGUA
Molecule: messenger RNA, 729 nt
Organism: Rattus norvegicus (Norway rat)
Lineage: Eukaryota; Metazoa; Chordata; Mammalia; Rodentia; Muridae
Gene: Med11
Product: mediator complex subunit 11
Exons: 3
Coding region: 62-415 (117 amino acids)
Biological process (GO): regulation of transcription by RNA polymerase II
Cellular component (GO): core mediator complex; nucleus; mediator complex
Molecular function (GO): transcription coregulator activity
Source: RefSeq, marked validated